Molecule: messenger RNA, 756 nt
Organism: Aspergillus calidoustus
Lineage: Eukaryota; Fungi; Ascomycota; Eurotiomycetes; Eurotiales; Aspergillaceae
Source: the annotation of a GenBank genome assembly
AUGCAUAGCAAAGCGCUCAAGAAAGAAUCGGAAGAGAUCGUCGAACUCUCCGGGUAUCAAGCAUCUCUCGACGACACGGAAACGCCCGACAGAGCCAUCAAAAGUGAAUAUGAAGGACUCGUCGAACUCGAUCGAUGCCCGUCCAGUCGUCACAGCGAGCCCUCUCUACCCGAAGCACACCCCCUCGAGCGCCACAGAUCCCGCAGAAAACAUUACUCGGCGCCGCCAAACCUCGAGGCAAAUUUCAUCGCAAGCCGCAAACUUCGCCACCUCACUGAGUACAAAUGGCGCCGACAGCAAGUAAUCAACGGCGUCGGAUACCCCGGUUGCAAGAACCGCGGAAAACCCCAAAUCGGCAAGUUGUGGUGGGGGUUCGCAAAGCAGGCCAACGGAACAUACACAAUGGAGCGCGGCCACAUCAAUGGGAUCCUCCUCUUCCAGUACUUUACCUUGGUCCACCCGCAAUCGCCGCCGAUGGGAAACGGCUUCUCGCCGGCGGACCUGUGCGAUAUCCGCGAGCUGCAUGUCUGGGACGAGGAAAUUAAGAACCCAAUUCAACAUCUCCACCUCUCGCCGGCUGUGGGGACAAUUUCGGUGGGGUUUUAUCAGAGUCCCUGUGAGCCGGAUGUGUUGCGCGUUGGGUAUGGGCCUGUUGUUGAUAUUCGGCGCGACUAUCUCUUUUGUUUUGUGGUUCCGCCGCCCGGCAAUGAGGCCCUUGUGUCGGAUGUCGAAGCGGCGGAGAUAUGCCGUUGCUGA